CGCAGCGGGGGACGGACAGAAAGAAAGACAGAUCUCUUCCCUCAAAGGAAAAGGAGAGUGCAUUCGGACUAUAAGGUAUAACUAUAGCUUCUCUCACUUUCCCUCAAACCGCAGAGCACGGCCUUAAUUUUAAAAACAGUGCUCCAUCCGUGGUACCAAGCCAGGAAGAUGCCCAAACCGACGACAUGUCCCUUCCCAGGCUCCCCUCUGUGGCUGGCAUCCGUUGCUUUGAUGGUGCAGUCGGUGAUCUCCACUUCGUCGACCUACCGGAAACCUGCACCGGGCGGCGGGGGGAAGAGAACAGGGUUAAUGGAGAGGACGCUGAUUCUGCUGGAUGUCAACACCCGCAGUCCAGUACAAGUUCUAAACGACAACUUCCUCUCUUUACAGUUGGAUCCGUCCAUUAUAAAGGACGGGUGGCUGGACUUCCUGAGUUCCAAGCGUUUAGUAACCCUAGCCCGAGGACUGUCCCCGGCCUAUCUGAGGUUCGGAGGAAAGAGAACAGACUUCCUCCACUUCCACAACCUGAAGAACCUUGCCAAGUUCAGAGGCCCCGGCCCAGAUUACUACCUAAAGAACUACGAAGAUGACAUAGUACGUAGUGACAUCGCCCUGGACAAACAGAGGGGCUGUAAGCUGGCCAACCACCCUGUAAUGAUGCUGGAACUGCAGAGAGAGAAGGCAGCUCAGAUGCAGCUCGUCCUCCUCAAGGAACAGGUCUCCAACAUCUACAGUAACAUCACAAUAACAGCCAGGUCUUUAGACAAACUGUACAACUUUGCAGAGUGUGCUGGUCUGCAUCUGGUCCUGGGGUUCAACGCCCUGCAGAGAAACCCUGACUCCUCCUGGAACUCCUCCUCAGCCUUCAGCUUACUCAAAUACAGCGCCGGGAAGAAAUACAACAUCUCCUGGGAACUGGGAAACGAGCCUAAUGGCUACCAAAGCAUGGUGGGUCAGACCGUUAACAGUACCCAGCUAGCCAAGGACUACACCAUGCUGAGAACAUUACUGCAAUCUGUACGCUACUACAGCCGAGCACAACUCUACGGCCCUAACGCUGGACCACCACGCAGGAACGCCAUUCUGCUGCUCGACGGGUUUAUGAAGAACGCUGGUUCUGUUGUGGACGCUGUAACGUGGCAACAUUACUACAUGGAUAGCAGAGUGACCAAAGUAGAGGACUUUCUGAAGACUCGCCUGCUCGACACCCUGACCGAACAGAUCACUAAAGUACUCAAGGUAGUGAAUAGCCAUGCUCCUGGUAAGAAGGUGUGGUUGGGUGGAGUGGGUCCGGCGUGGGCUGGAGGAACCAACAACCUCUCUGAUACCUACGCUGCUGGCUUUCUGUGGCUGAACACUCUGGGUGUCGCAGCGAUGCAUGGGAUUGACGUGGUCCUGAGACACUCGUUCUUCGACUAUGGAUACACACACCUCGUGGACCAGCACUUCAACCCACUGCCGGACUAUUGGUUCUCACUGGUGUUCAAGCGUCUGGUGGGCCCCAGGGUGUUGGCGGUGCGGGUAGCAGGCUUACAGAGGAAACCACAGCCAGGGAGGGUCAUCCGAGACAAACUACGCAUUUACGCCCAUUGUACCAGCUUCCACAAUCAUAACUAUGUGAAAGGGUCCAUAACGAUCUAUAUCAUCAACCUGCAUCGGUCCAGGAAGAAAAUCAAGCUGGCGGGAACCUUACGUAACAAGACUGUCCAUCAGUACCUGCUGCAGCCCUAUGGGACAGACGGACUACACGCCAGGUCAGUCCAGUUGAACGGAGAAAAGUUGUUGAUGGUGGACAACGAGACGUUCCCGGAAUUGAAGCCUCAGACGCUGCGGGCAGGGAGGACGAUAGCCAUGCCCCCUAUGACCAUCGGCUUCUAUGUCAUCAAGAACAUCAACGCUUAUGCCUGCCGCAGAUAAUCCUCAGCAUACUCCUCCUCACCCUUUACCUCUUACCCUUCACCUCCACACUCCUUACCCCUCACCCUCACCCUUCACCUCCACACUCCUCACCACUCACCCUUCAGCCCUCACCUCCACACUCCUUACCCCUCACCCUCACCCUUCACCCCCACACUCUUCACCACUCACCCUUCAGCCCUCACCCCAACUCCUUACCACUCACCCCUCACCCCCACACUCCUUACCCCUCACCCUCACCCUUCACCCCCACACUCCUCACCACUCACCCUUCAGCCCUCACCCCAACUCCUUACCACUCACCCCUCACCCCCACACUCCUUACCCCUCACCCUCACCCUUCACCUCCACACUCCUUACCCCUCACCCUCACCCUUCACCUCCACACUCCUUACCCCUCACCCUUCACCCCCACACUCCUCACCACUCACCCUUCAGCCCUCACCCCAACUCCUUACCACUCACCCCUCACCCCCACACUCCUCAGCCCUCACCCCAACUCCUCACCCUUCACCCCUCACCCCCACACUCCUCACCCUCACCCUUCAGCCCUCACCCUCACCCCAACUCCUUACCCCUCACCCUUCACCCCCAUACUCCUCACCACUCACACUUCAGCCCUCACCCCAACCCCUUACCACUCACCCCUCACCCCUCACCCCCACAUUCCCCACCCUCACCCUUCAGCCCUCACCCCAACUCCU
Molecule: messenger RNA, 2621 nt
Organism: Oncorhynchus masou masou (cherry salmon)
Lineage: Eukaryota; Metazoa; Chordata; Actinopteri; Salmoniformes; Salmonidae
Product: inactive heparanase-2-like
Exons: 12
Coding region: 169-1917 (582 amino acids)
Biological process (GO): extracellular matrix organization
Cellular component (GO): extracellular matrix; membrane
Molecular function (GO): hydrolase activity, acting on glycosyl bonds
Source: RefSeq, a predicted model, not a curated record